AAUUGUCAAUCUUCAUGUUCUUAAUUUAAGCUUAAUUUAAAAUGAUGACAUUAUGAGAUUUUAAGAAUAUAUCGUUGGGAUUGCGAGUUGUGCAUUUUAUUUGAAGCACUGACUUGGCAGCAGGCAGUGGGCCUAAUUUUGCUGAGCGUUAGGUAUGAUCGCCAGCCCUAUGUCUGAGCACGGAUGUUUAAUACAAGUUCGUGAUCGGAGACAGCACGGAACUCCUGGUUGAAUGCAAACACCUAAUUUUUACAUGACAUGAACGGAAGCCAUUGCAACAAACAUAAUUAAAAGCUAAAUGAGAAAAUCAAGUCAUUGUUUAUAAAUCUAUAAUGUUUCAAUUUUGAUGCUGUUUUACAACUUUCAUUAUUGUUUUUUGCCAUACCUUUCUGUUAUAUUAUAUAUAAAUAGGUCUUAUUCGUGCACUGCACUUCCGGCUUUCCAGAACGAGGCUUCAUGGGCUUUGUCACAGACUGAAAUCAUAGAAGUCUGUGGGCCUUAUGGUUAUGGGGAAAAAUAGCAGAGAGUUUCACCACGAAAAGCUUGGAACUGCUUUUACAUUUGUGAGAAAUGAUGUGUUGGGAAAUAUUGAGAAAAUAGAAAGGCGGUUCUACAAAGAUCCAACGAGGUAUCAUUUUAUCAGAGCCAUUUUAGAAGAGGAUGCUGGGAAAAAGAUGUCAGAGGGGUGUGUUGGGCUGCUGUGGUUGAUGAGGGGGCUUAUGUUCGUCCAUCGUCUCUUUUUUGAGCUGAUUGAGGAUCACAGGAAUGGAGUAACAAGUGAUGACAUUGGACCAGCCAUCAGGCGAGCUUAUGAUGCAUCACUUCGAGCCUAUCAUGGGUGGCUGAUGCAAAAAACUAUUUCAGGUAUAACUCGUAUAUUGCCUGGAAGAAAAGAGUUUUUGAGGCGUCUUUUUCUACAUAACUCUGCGACUGUUGAUAAUCAUAGAGUAAAGCUCAAAGUGUACGGGGGAGGAGUGGAAGAAGGAAAUGACAAAGGAACAAAAACAACAAAAGAGAUUUGGAUAAAAAUUGACCUCAUUUACGUUGUUUCUAUUCUUACUUUCCAGGUAGUGAAAGAUAUUCAGUUGUAUGAUGUUAACCUGUGGGCUACAUUACAGCUGAUGGAAAAACAAAUAAAUUACUAUGGCAGAAAUGAAGAUGAAAAGGCUUAGAAAAGCCUUUGCAGCAUCUUUAAAAGAAAAAAUCACUCUGAUGUGAUCACAUAUUGUUGUAACUUUCUCCACACCAUGUUUCUUCAGAUGAAUUAUGCAAACAAAUUUUUGCUUUGAAAUAAGCAAAUCAUUGUGAUAAAGCAAUUUUUUUGUGAAUUCAAAAUAUGUUUGGCUUACAGCACCAUUCCGAAUAUAUGGCAGCCUUUUUGUUUUUUUAAACAAAGUUACAAAAUACAUGCCGUCAAAUGUUUGUGUGAUCAUGGGUAUAACUCUGAAGUAUUUUUGUUCAUGAUAAACUGGGUGGUUUCUAAAGAUAUUAAUGACAAAAAAGAGAUUAAAAGAAAUAUUCUGUUGACUACCAGUAACAGCAGGUUUUCAAAAAUGUGGCAGCAUUUGUAUCAUCUUAUCUUUGCUUUUGUGCAGUUAUUUCUGGUUUGCUGCAAUGAAGCAAUUCUUUGAAAGUGUGUCAUUCGUACAGGGUGUAGAUCCACUGAAAAACGUGAUCUCUCUUAUUGCUCUCUUACUCUUUCUGCUUUUGCAAACAGUGUACUUAACUAAUAUUGCAUAUAUUUUAAAUGCGCUUCACUGUGGACUUUUUGUUAAAUUGAAUUUAUGCUGCAGCUGCAAAUUAAGCUUGCUUUGCAUGCAGUCUGGAACUACAGAGUCUAACCCUAACCGUGAUACAAAUGAUGCAUUGGAUAUGUGAGCUCACAAAACAUAACUUUUGGGAAUUGUAGAUUUUGUUUUAAAAUUAAUAGUUACUGUUAUGACAGGCCUUUCAUGCAUAUCUAUGUUAGCAGAAUAUCUGUGAUAACUGUUAGAUAAUGUAAAUUUUCAAAAUAUUCUUGCACUUCACAAAUUGUUGGCAAGUUUAGUUAGUUUAUUCCUUGUUUCUCCUUGAGGAGCAUAGGGCCGCAACAUCGUCUCUCAGAUGGGCCGAUGUGGUUCUGACGUCCUUUGCCUCGCUCUCUGCUGUUAUUUUCCAAGUCUGCUUUGGUCUCCCAACUCUCUUCUUCCCCUGAGGAUUCCAGUCAAGUGCCUGCUUGGCAAUGGUGUCAGCUGGUUUGCGCAAGGUGUCCUGUCCAGCUCCAUUUGUGCAUUUUGAUGUCUUGGAUAGUGGCAUUCUGGUUGGUUUUUUUCCACAGGCCACUCUAGGAGAUCUUUUAAGGUCAUCUUAUUCAGAAUAUGGCGUUGGCAUCAGUUGGUAAAGAUCUGAAGCUUGUUGAUGGUGCUUGUCACUCUCCAGAUUUCAGAACCAUACAGUUGGAGAGUUUUCACAUUUGUGUUGAUGAUGCGGAUCUUGCUGCUAAAGGAUAAUGCUCAGGAGUUCCAGAUGGGCGGUAGGCUGUUGAAAGCAUGCCUGCCUUGUUGAUGCAUCAUUUGAUGUCGUCAUCCGCUCCACCGUCCUUGCUGGCAAUGCUCCCCAGAAUGGUUGGAAAGCUGUUGAUAAAUUAUUUAAUAUUGGGGACAAAGACUUUGGAGUUUGUUAGUUUUGUAAUUUGAGACUGCAUAUGUGUAUGGUGCAGCUACCGGUGAACCUUUAUCAAGAGACUGAAAAUGUAUAUCUGCAUGGUGCAAUGUACCACUAAUCUUCAUGAGGUAUUGUAGUGUGUCAAUAAGUUGUCUGUGUUCGAUUUGUUAUAACAGUAAUGUACCCAGUGCAUAAAUUAUGUACAACACACAUAUACUUGUAAGCAUUAUUAGUUUUUGAAAAAAAGAAAAAGAAAAUAAAUUCCAUUAAGUUUAGAUCCAAUGCUGCCCUAAGAUUAUUUCAUUAUUUAAGUAAAUACCUUCGAUAUAACUGUUUUUGAAUGUGCAAGACCAGAUCUGUUUUAUGUGAUUACCAUUUUAAAACAUUAUUGUCAGCAUAGCCCUGUUUUAUUUUAGAAUUUUACUUAAGUUUGUGAUAUGGUUUGAUACUUUCGUGUUGUAUUACCGUAAACUGUUUGUUUAUUAUUAUUGUUAUUACAUUGAUGAGAUUUGGAUAUCAUGAACAUUGUUAACUUUGAGUUUAAAAGUUGUAACAGGCAAUAGAUCAUGUCCCAAAUAGUAAUAUGGGAGUGGUAGGUGUGCCUUAAAAUCAUGAUAAUUUGAUUUAGCACAUAGAAAUAUUUAUGUGCAUGUUAUUUACACAAAUUUUAAAGUGGUUGUGACUUGCAAUUGGCUCUGUGAUGUCUACCUUGAAAUGAGGCUUCUGUUUUGGAGCAGUUGAUUAGUCCACUGACUGCUAAGCCUUAUCUACAAGCUUUUGGUAUUUCUGCUUGCAUUACUUUUUUUUCUGUCAGCAGCUUAUUACCUUCUCUAGAGAUCUGGCAUCAGAGUUGCAUGAAAGCAAAAGGAUAUGAAUUACAUUUUACAAUUGAAUUUUACAUUUGCAUUCAGGGAGUUAGUGAGUAAAUUUCAGCUUGUGAUUAUUAUUAAUGAAAAGAAAAAAUGGCAAUUGUGCUAUAACAGGUUUACAUUCCACCCAAUCUUAUUGCAUUUUUCUAUUGCAUCUCAACCCCUGAAACAUAUAGUUUAUGUCUCUUUGAUAGUACAGCAUUUCCAGCACACAGUGACCACUUGGGCAAACAUUCCUUAUUGGCUCAACUUUCAGAGCCCAUGUUUAUCAUUUACUUAAUCCUGCCUCCCUGUAAUAUAUUUGCUACUUUGCCUCAAUGUUUAUACUUUUCUUUUAUUUCCUGAGUGCAUUGAUUUUAUGCAUGCUUCUUAACAAUAGAGUUUUAUGGAAUUUGCUUUGCCUGAUACACCAGUUAAAUGUAGAGAAAACGUUGGUUGGUUGCUAUCUAGUUCUUUAGACCGCUGAGUGCUUGACAUGUUCCCUCCUCAUGUUUUAGUCAAAAUUCCUUUAUGAACUAUAAUCAUGGCAUUGUUUAAAUGCUUUAAGGGUUUCACUUCAAGAUAAUGAAUGAAGAUGCCAUAAUAAUUUUUUCUACUGUAAAUGAAAUCUGACUGCAGUACUUACAGUCCCAGCAAUAUUUCUCUUUCUUUGUUACAAUGUCCAUGCUGGUUGCAAAGAAAUGUGAAAGGUUGUAUUUUCUGGGAUUUCAUAUUGGUAUUUUUGAUUGCUGUAAUUUAUAAGGCAGCUUGCCAUUCUGUACUAUAAAAGAGACCUGUCUAUGCAGAAUCUUUAUACAUUACAUAUCAAUUUCAAGAAAAGUUGUUUUACUUUUUUUUUUAAAUCAAAGGAAAUUCCAAAUGUUUUGAUCUUGCAGUAUGGCACCUUUGAUAUGAUAAUGUUAAAAACAUUUGUUUUUCUUUCUUCAUUAAUACAUGUCAAGUGGGUUUUAAAAAAGUGUCAUUCCCAUCUUUAACAGACAUGCAAUCUUCAAGAAGUGCAUUAAUUUAUAUAAAACUGUGAUGAGAAAUUAAAGUUGCUUAAAAAAUGGCAUUCAGGUUACAACAACAUUUUUAUUCAGAACUGAAUUCUUAAACAUGCUUUUAACUCUUUUAUUUAUUAAUGACAAAUGAAUUAAAACAUUUGCUCUAUG
This is a messenger RNA of Pomacea canaliculata, 4663 nucleotides long. Its product is annotated as glycolipid transfer protein-like. Gene Ontology annotation, molecular function: ceramide 1-phosphate binding; ceramide 1-phosphate transfer activity. The transcript is spliced from 6 exons. Gene Ontology annotation, biological process: ceramide transport; intermembrane lipid transfer. Gene Ontology annotation, cellular component: cytoplasm; cytosol; membrane. Lineage: Eukaryota; Metazoa; Mollusca; Gastropoda; Architaenioglossa; Ampullariidae. The coding region runs from base 501 to 1172 and encodes 223 amino acids. The record is from RefSeq and is a predicted model, not a curated record.